AAAUAUUCAGAAAUCUGAAUUGAACGUUAAUCAGUUGUCACCUUUCAGCGAGGUUCAAUCGUCAUGGUUCGUACUCUCGUUUUCUACUUGGUCGUCGCAGUAGCGUUCCUCAUGUUUUCCGGGGAAACGAAUGCCCAAGAUGAAUCUGAUUACGAUUUUCAACAAAUUGAAAGAAUGUGCUACGGAAUGGAUGAAGUUUGGAACGAUUGCGGGACUCCGUGUCCAAGAACGUGCGAGCAGCCAGAAGAAAUACCCUGCGUUAAGAGAUGUAACCCAAGCUGUCAAUGUACGCGUGGACUCCUGAGAAGAAGGGACGGUGCAUGCGUUCAGGCUUCCGAAUGCUUUUGAAUGUGAUCAAACAUAAGUCUGCCUGAAUGAGAAGCUCCAAAAUUUCACUUAAAAAUUCAAGAUUUGUGAAAACAUUUUAAAUGCUAAAACAGAUAAGAAAAUGUAUGUACCUUGUGUAUAGAACGCACAGACUUUACGUUGAAUUAUUUUUUCUUGUAGAGUAUAUGAUAAAUUCCAUCUUGAUGAGUAAA
Messenger RNA from Venturia canescens, 539 nucleotides. Its product is annotated as chymotrypsin inhibitor-like. NCBI's taxonomy places the organism in Eukaryota, Metazoa, Arthropoda, Insecta, Hymenoptera, Ichneumonidae. The record is from RefSeq and is a predicted model, not a curated record. The transcript is spliced from 3 exons. The coding region runs from base 64 to 348 and encodes 94 amino acids.